AUGCGUUCUAUUAUUUCGUUCGAACUUGAUGAAGAUUGCGUUCUACCAAGAUUAGUCAGCGAUGACGAUUUGUUCUUUCCUCAAUCACCUCAUCUUACUCAUAUUCGUGUCACAUUACGUUAUUUCGAUGAUUGUAUUCAUUUACUCAAUCAGUUAGGCUCACAAUUGUACUCGUUCACUGUGAGUCUUGUCUAUAGCAGUAUACGAGAAAGCAAUAUGAUAUCACGAAUGACAUCGAUAUCCUGUCCUUAUUUGAAAGAAUUAACAAUAACAAGUUAUCGUAAUAUUCCUCAAUAUGAACAAUGUAUUGUUCCUCUUUUACAACGUUUGUCAACUAUUGAAUUUUUGACAUUAUUAUUGGCUAUUGGUGUAGAUACAUCAGCGUCGCAUCACUUUAUUGAUGGACUCGAUUUACAAAGAGAUAUUAUUUCUCAUAUGCCUCAUUUACGUCAAUUUGAUUUUCAUAUUCGUUCAAUAGUGCCACGCGCUCCUCAUAUAGAUAUCGAUACAAUUCGUCAAAGUUUUGUCCAACGAGAACAAUCUGUUGAUUGUAUACUUGAUUAUUUUAAUAAUGAUUGUGGUCAAUGUCAAAUUUUCUCACUUCCAUUUAUUGGUACUCGUCUUGAUUUUAUCUCAAAUCGUUUUCCACUUUUCGACGAUAAUCGAAAUACAUUUUUAAAUGUUACUACGUUACUACUGUUCGAUGAUAUUAAACCUUUUGAAAAUAGUUUUUUUGGACUUGUUUCUCGAGCUUUACCUCAUCUUAAAUCACUCGAAGUAUUUAAUCAACUUGAACAACAAGAGAAAACAACGAUAACAACAAAUUUGAUUGAAUUUCCUCAUUUGGCUACACUUAUCUUGUACGAUAUACAUAUAGAUUAUGCUGAACAACUUCUUUGUCGAACUCGUCUUCCAUGUUUAGUAGAACUCCUCAUUCACUAUGAACCACUCUCAACAAUAGUCACUCAAUAUCAAGAAGAAGCUAGAAAUAAUUGUUCAAAAAUCGAAUUGAUUCGAUUUGUUGAUUCGUCUACUAAUCCAACGGAUACUCUUCUAAAUUUUUUUCCAAAUUUGCACUGUAAAAUUAGUAAAAAAGCUUGA
Messenger RNA from Rotaria sordida, 1101 nucleotides. NCBI's taxonomy places the organism in Eukaryota, Metazoa, Rotifera, Eurotatoria, Philodinida, Philodinidae. The record is from the annotation of a GenBank genome assembly.